Messenger RNA from Ostertagia ostertagi, 819 nucleotides. Lineage: Eukaryota; Metazoa; Nematoda; Chromadorea; Rhabditida; Trichostrongylidae. The record is from the annotation of a GenBank genome assembly.
AUGAAGCCAUGCGAUCACGAAUGUCUCGUCACUUCGUGUUUGAUGUUGGCCGUACUGGUGAUGGUACAAAUGGCUAUGUUGGCAUUUUCGUACGGUAGCGUCAUGGAUGAUCGCCUUCGCACGUCCAUUCAAAGCUAUACGCCCAUUCUCGACAAGACUGAGACGAGACGGUUACCAUCGGUUCUCAUUAUUGGUGUGCGGAAAGGUGGCACUCGAGCACUUCUUGAUGCAAUGGCUUUGCAUCCAAAUAUUCGAGUGGUUCGAAAAGAAGCUCACUUUUUCGAUUUGAACUAUUCGAGAGGUAUCGAUUGGUAUCGAUCGAUGAUGCCACUCAGCACUGCCGAUCAGGUGGUUGUGGAGAAAACCCCAGGCUAUUUCACUUCAGCUGUGGCUCCAAAACGUACAUGUGCACUCGUUUUCGGGAGAAGGCAGCAUUUCUCCCGAUAUCGAGCUGAGUUAAUCCGGAGUACAACCGGUUACGGAAUUCCCCUCUACGAUCUUCAUAUGACCAACUGGUUACGGUAUUUCUCCAUGGAACAGAUUUUACUCGUCAAUGGCGACGUGUUCCGAGGAAAUCCUAUUAAUGAGUUUGCAGUACGCCGCGUCGAGGACGUUCUCGAGUUUCCGCAGAAAAUUCACAACGAUCAGCUGAUCUUCAACGAGCGCAAAGGAUUUUUCUGUUUUCGCCGUACACCGCGAUCUCGAGUGAAAUGCCUCGGCAGCACGAAAGGACGGCCGCAUCGCGAAAUCGCGGACGAGACGUUGUCGCCAAACUGCGGCGGAACUUUCGGCCACACAAUGUGCGAUUUUUCGGCUUGG